GGCGCUCGGGCAGGCGCGGCGCUGCCAACCCGGCUCUCCGCGCUCACCGGGGUCCGGGCGAGCCCCGAGCGCCUCGGACCAAUCCAAAGCGAUUAUGCAAGACGGCGGACCAAUCAGCUCCGCCGUCUCAUGAAUAUUCAUAGACUUGGCUGAGUCAAAGCUUUUAGGCGAGUUUGUGUAGAUCUACAGCAUCAUGCUUAGACUUUUCAAAGAGACAAACUCCAUUUUCUUAUGAAUGGAAAGUGAAAAACCCUGUUUCGCUUAAAUUGGGUUCUUUCCUGUCCUGAGAAACACAACAGACCCCAAAAAGGCAAGCUGAAGAGAGAACACACACACAGACCAAGCGACAAGAAAUGACCAUGACUACUAUGCCAGAGAGUCUAAAUAGCCCCGUCUCAGGGAAGGCUGUCUUUAUGGAGUUUGGGCCGCCCAGCCAGCAAAUGUCUCCUUCUCCCAUGUCCCACGGACACUAUUCCAUGCACUGUUUACACUCCGCGGGCCACUCUCAGCCUGACAGCUCGUACAGCACAGCUUCGUCCUUCUCCCGACCGCUGGGCUACCCCUAUGUGAACUCGGUCAGCAGCCACUCGACCAACCCCUACAUCAGUUCAGUGCAGUCCUACCCCAACAGCUCCAGCCUGACUCAGACCCGGUUAGAGGAGACAGGGGCCGAAUCGGAGAAAAGCACUGUGGUAGAAGGAGGGGAAGUUCGAUUUAAUGGGAAAGGAAAAAAAAUCCGCAAACCCAGGACUAUUUACUCCAGUUUGCAGCUCCAGGCUUUGAACAGGAGGUUCCAGCAGACUCAGUACCUGGCUCUCCCCGAAAGAGCCGAGCUCGCAGCAUCUCUGGGACUCACCCAGACCCAGGUGAAGAUUUGGUUUCAGAACAAGCGCUCCAAAUUCAAGAAGCUGAUGAAGCAAGGAGGGGCCGCCCUGGAGAGCAGCGCCUUGACCAACGGCAGGGCUCUCUCGGGCAGCUCGCCACCCGUGCCUCCAGUGUGGAAUACCACUUCCUCCUCCGGUAAGGCCUCGUCGGGGACCCCGGGCACCUACAUCCCCAGCUACACGUCGUGGUAUCCUUCGGCCCACCAAGAAGCUAUGCAGCAGCCGCAACUGAUGUGAUUAUAUCCAUUAGGACGCUGCACGGUAGCUCGGUGCAGGAGAGCACAGAUGUGAUGCGGGCCGGUUCCCACCGCUGACAGCUGACGGAGCGGCCCCGAGCACCGCACAACAGCCUGGGAGCAGAGCGAGCGCCGGCCGCGGCUUUGUGGGACAAUCAGAAAAAGAUGUCUGGGGGGCGGGGAAGCCCUCUCCUCUGUCCUGUCUGUCUGUCUGUGUCUGUUGAAAUGUAGGUCAUUUAUUUACUACCCCGAUCUGACGGUCUCUUCAAUUGCAAGAGGGAAGGAAGCUGUACAAUUUACCAGAGUUUCUUUCCCGCGACGUUUUCUGUACCUUUCAGUAUCCAUCUGUAUAUUUUUUGUUGUUGUUAAAAGGGGAAGACAGGGGCUUUAUUUAUUGAUUUAAAUUACCACUAUGAGAGUGCUAAAAACAAACUCAGCUUGCUGAGUGUACUGCUUGGACGCACAGUUCAAACAAAACCACAGACGGUCCGUCGUCCCGUUCCCCCCCCCCCCGCUUCUCCCCGAAUAAAUCACCACGAGGGAAGGAUGCGAUUUUAACUUUUACAAUAACUUUUAUACUUCGCUGGUGUGGAGAGUUUUGGUCCGAAUGAUUUGCAUUUCUCGCGUAUUUAACAAAGGAAAUAAAUGCACAUUGUUUGGUACUCUGAAGUGGAAUCGCAGCAGCUGCCAGCGCUUUGCUGAGGUGAAGCAAAGCGCAGAGGACGGAACAAGAGCCCGGAGGGCGGUGGGGGGGACCCGCCGGGAGGGCGGACGGGCUGGCACACCCGCGCAGUCCCGACGCGGCCUCCCCGCGCAAAGCCGGCCCGAAGUCGAAAUGCACAAACCGACGUGCAGGAGCUACUCGCUGUACAUAUUUUAUUCUUAAUUAUUAUUAUUAUUGUUCUGUAAACAUGUUGCACAAAUUUAGCCUUUUUUUAAUUAUUAUUAUUAUUAUUAUUAUUAUUAUUUCCGUUCUGUUUCGUGUGACUGUAAAACAUGAUGCUUUGUGUACUGAGAUCUUGACAUUUUACUUGUGAAAUUCGAAAAAUGUGAUAAACUGAGCUCGACUGUGUUUAGUGUUCUAUAUGUCAAAGUUUAGUUUUAUAUUGAGAAUGUUAACUUAUUGCUUUGUAUCUGGGGGAGGAAAUGGAAAAAACCCACACAAAUCUUUGUACAUAAGUUAUAAAGUUUCUUUGAGACAGUAAAAUUAUGGUUUGGAAAAAGAGA
This is a messenger RNA of Corvus hawaiiensis (hawaiian crow), 2347 nucleotides long. It is a transcript of the gene DLX1, whose product is annotated as distal-less homeobox 1. The record is from RefSeq and is a predicted model, not a curated record. The transcript is spliced from 4 exons. Gene Ontology annotation, molecular function: DNA-binding transcription factor activity, RNA polymerase II-specific; RNA polymerase II cis-regulatory region sequence-specific DNA binding. Gene Ontology annotation, biological process: negative regulation of transcription by RNA polymerase II; embryo development; cell differentiation. NCBI's taxonomy places the organism in Eukaryota, Metazoa, Chordata, Aves, Passeriformes, Corvidae. The coding region runs from base 354 to 1121 and encodes 255 amino acids.